Sphaeramia orbicularis (orbiculate cardinalfish) is the source of this 4797-nucleotide messenger RNA. Its product is annotated as zinc fingers and homeoboxes protein 1-like. The coding region runs from base 447 to 3365 and encodes 972 amino acids. The transcript is spliced from 8 exons. Gene Ontology annotation, biological process: regulation of transcription by RNA polymerase II. Gene Ontology annotation, molecular function: DNA-binding transcription factor activity, RNA polymerase II-specific; DNA binding. Lineage: Eukaryota; Metazoa; Chordata; Actinopteri; Kurtiformes; Apogonidae. Gene Ontology annotation, cellular component: nucleus. The record is from RefSeq and is a predicted model, not a curated record.
UCGGCCGUCGCUCGCGUUCAGCGGCGGAAUAAAAAUGUCCACCGUCGGAUCCGUUCAACUAUCGGUUCCUUUUUCAUCAAACUCUCCGUUUUUCUAACAAAGCAGCGGCGCGGACAAUGCGCGCCUCGGCGGACAGCAGCUAACGGCCGCUAGUCGUCGUGUGGCGGGCGGGGAGGGGGCUGUGUUCCGGCCCAAGCCGAUGGGAGCCGCGGUUCUCCGGGGCAGAAGGCGGAAGACCCGACCGGAGAUGCACCGCGGCCACAGCGGCCGCCCCGCGCGCACACUGGCCGCCUGAGGAUGCGCCUGGACGGCUCAUAACCCACCAGGAACCAAGGAUCGCAGAGGAAACCUUUUCACUCAUGACUUCCUGUUUUACGGCGCCGCAGCAGGACUGUUUGAACUGAGACCGCUUCGAUUCGUAGACGCCGCGCUCACUGACGCUCAGGAUGGCGAGCAGGAGGAAGUCGACCACGCCCUGCAUGGUCCCGCCGCGGGACGCCGCCGACUCGGACCAGGACAUGGACGACGCGGCCGAGGCGGCGGCCGAGGCGGAGCCCAGUAACGGCGUGGCCUCGGCCUCAUCGGAGGUCCGCUGUCCGCCGGAGGACUGGGGCGAGGACGCCGACGGCAAAGCGGCGCCCGACCACUACCUGGACUUAAACACGGCGGAGGGAGGAUACGAGUGCAAAUACUGCAGCUUCCAGACGACGGAGCUCAACCUGUUCACCAUGCACGUGGAUACGGAGCAUCCCGACGUCGUCCUCAACACGUCCUACGUCUGCAUGGAGUGUGACUACCACACCAAGAGUUACGACACGCUGCUGGCGCACAACGCUCGCCUCCAUCCGGGCGAAGACAACUUCACACGGACGAUGGUGAAGCGGAACAACGAGACCAUCUUCCAGCAGACGGUCAACGACCUGACCUUCGACGGCAGCUUCGUCAAAAUGGAGGACGAGGAGGCGGAGGACGUGACGCGCAAAGGCAUCGCCCUCAGCAAGACGCCCAUCAUGAAGAUCAAGAGCCGCCAUGAGCCCAAGAAGUUUGCCACCGCCCACAGGAUGCUGGUCGACGACGUCAUCAAAGUGGAGAGCGAUGACGAUGAAGAUAACGACGAAGACGACGACGACGACGCGGAACCGCCCACGCUGUCGCCCGCCCCCAUGAUGCCCGCCACCGCCGUCACACCCCGCCUCAUCCCUGUGUCGGCGCCGCUGCACGUGCAGGCCGUCCCACAGAGCAUUGUGGUCAACAGCCCCAACGUGCUGCAGAUUAAAGGCGGCUCGGGCGGUGGCGGCGGCGUGCUGCCUCCUGGGACGCUGGCCCAGGUUCUGUCGGCGCUGCAGAACCAGAACAGCGGGCAGAGCCAGACCCAGCUGCUCAUCCCCAUCAGCAGCAUCCCCACCUACAACAGCGCCAUGGACAACAACGUCCUGCUGGUCAGCGCCUACAACAGGUUUCCGUACCCGUCGGUGUCAGAGAUCAUGGGUUUGUCGUCACAGACAAAGUUCAGUGAGGAACAGAUCAAGGUCUGGUUUUCAGCUCAGAGACUCAAACAUGGAGUGAGCUGGACGCCAGAGGAGGUGGAGGAGGCGAGGAGGAAGAAGUUUAAUGGCACGGUGCAGACCGUCCCUCAGACCAUCACCGUCAUCCCCGCCAACAUCGCCGCCGCCACCAACGGCCUCCAGUCCAUCUUCCAGACGUGUCAGAUCGUGGGCCAGCCCGGCCUCGUCCUCACUCAGGUGGCCGGUAACGGCGGCACCGUGCCCGUCGCCUCCCCCAUCACCCUGACGGUCGCAGGCGUCCCCGGUAACCAGCCUAAAGCCGCCGAGCCGUCGGCGUCAGAAUCAAAGACUGAGAUGUCGUCGUCAUCGAGCGGCACGACGCUCACUCUGGACGCAUCAUCUGCCAAACCGAAGAAGUCCAAGGAGCAGCUGGCGGAGCUGAAGGCGAGCUACAGCCGGCGCCAGUUCGCCACCGAGGCCGAGAUCUCACGCCUCAUGCAGGUCACCAAACUGUCCAAACGAGCAAUAAAGAAGUGGUUCAGCGACACACGUUACAACCAGCGAAACUCCAAGGACCAUCACAGCCUCCCGCUGGGUGACGGCUCGUCUGGCCGGGCGCCGGCUCCGCCGGCAAGCGGCCGAGGGGGACGCCACAGCAGCGGCAACCUCAACGACAGCAACAACAACAACGACAACAACCCAACAAUCGUCAUUGACUCGAGCGACGACGCCAGCGACUCCUCUCCGACAUCCGCCAACGCCCCGGGGUCGUCAGUUUCCUCUGACCUGCGAGUCAAAUUCCGCCACGCCUUCCCCGACUUCACGCUUCAGAAAUUCAAAGAGAAAACGCCGGAGCAGCUGCUGGUCUUGGAGGCCAGUUUCCAGAAGUCGGACACGCCAUCCGACGAGGAGCUGAGCCGCCUCCGAACUGAGACCAAACUGACACGACGUGAAGUGGACGCCUGGUUCACGGAGCGGCGGAAAAUGCCUUGUUCUUCUUCACAGGCAAAAGAAAGCGAUGUGAAGGUGAAAACAGACGGCAUGAAAGCGAAGGCGGCGGUCACGCCUUCGUCCUCAUCUCAGGAGAGACAGAGCACUCCGCCCGCCGCCAGGAAGAUCCUGAAGAAAACACCGGAGCAGCUCCACUUCCUGAAGAAGGCGUUUGUCCGGUCGCAGUGGCCGACAUCUGAGGAGUACGACCAGAUGGCGGACGAGACCGGCCUGCCACGCCCGUACAUCGUCAACUGGUUCGGAGACACACGCUACGCCUGCAAGAACAGUAACCUGAAGUGGUACUACCUGUACCAGAGUGGGAAGGUGGACGAGGCGCUGAACGGUGGAGCCAAGGUCCAGAAGAAACCCAGGAAACGGUUCCGAGGCUGGUCCAAGAGGUCACGGCGGCCGUGUCCCUCCAAACGGUCACCACAGGAGGGCGCCACCGCCAUCAAGGUGAAAUCCGGGAAGUCGUUUCUGAAGGAGUACUACCUCAGACACCGAGCGCUGAGCGAGAAGGACCUGGACGAACUGGUCACCAAGUCCAACAUGAGCUACGAGCAGGUCCGGGACUGGUUCUCCGAGGUCGGCAGGAAGACGGAGGAGGGCCGCGAGCCAUUCAGCGACGAAGAGGAGGAGGAGGAGGCCGAGGAGGACGACGAGGAUGAAGAGGCGGAGGUGGCGGGGGCGGAGGUGGCAGCAGCGGUGGAGGAAGAGGAGGAGGAGGCAGAGCUGGCGGACAGCGACACAGAGAUGGAGGUGAAGGAGCAGGGAGAGGAGGGAACAGAUGAAGACUGCAAUGAAGAGGAGGAGGAGGAGGAGGAGACGAUCAGCCAAUCACAGCCUCAGGCCGAGGAGCAGACCUGAGCAGACGGACGUUCUCCGAGGGCGUGGAGGAGGGUUCCGUUCAGCGUUCCUCAGCCGACGACGAGUCGACCCGACAGGACGACGAUGACGACGCUGAGGAACUCUGAAACUGAGUGUGGACGGAGGCAGUUUCAGCCGAACCGUGGGGACCAACUGCACCCGAGGACGCUGCCGCCGCCGCCUCCUCGCUGCUCGCCUCUGACCGCGGCGACCGGGACUUCAGCCUUUUUUCAGUCGUUUUUUCUUACAUAGAUCGAUGUUUUAUGGUAAACUUUGUAUAACGAAGAAAACAAUCCAAAACAUUUCUAAGAGCUGAGACCGCUGCAAUUUUUUCAAGAGGAAUCGUGUAACGUUUUUUUUUUCUCUCAAGGGAACGCCCCUCCCCUUGCUCCACCCUCCUGCCCCGCCCCCCUUCAGAACCCCUUGGUGGUUCUUUGUGAAUAGACCGGUUCAUUAGUGCCAUUCUGUUUCUACGACAGAUUCUGUUUUCAUAUCAUGAUGAAACCAGUGCUGGAUUUAACUCCACCUCUUUUUGUUUUUUCUUCUGUCCUGAUGUGACGUCGUUCGACCGUCGUUCUCAUACGACUCUGGGUUGGUUUUUUUCUUUUUUUUUUUUUUUAAAUGAUGCUGGUGAUUAUUUCCACGUUUGCAGGUAUUUGGGUCCAUUCGGUUUCAAUCGGUUCAUUUUACCUCGAAAACCGCUGAAGGAAUCCACAAAGUCCACCUUAAAUCCAAACCCUCAUACCCCUUUAAAUGAGGUGGGGCUCCGCAGGCGUCACCCAAGAGCAUGAUGGGAAACGAGCAGGACAAUCCGCAACACCGACCUCGGCACCAUUUAUCGGUUUAUUAAUAUCGUUUUUUUUUCUUCUAUUUCAGUGCGAUUCACGCUGAAAAUGCGAUUUAUGCGACAGACGCAUAUUCGACUGUUUGUUUAAGGUGGAUUUUUCAUUUAACUUCUCUUCUGUUUUAAAGUGUUGGUUCAGAGUGAGGUUGACGGAGGUAAUUCUACAUAAUCUGAGGUUUUACUACAAUAUAAAUAACAUUUACAGUGAAAUGAUACUGGUUAUACUGAUAGAAUUCAACGUAAGAGACGAUAUUGUUUAAAAUAACAAUUUGGCGAAUAACAAACUUUUUUUAAAUGUAUUUUUUCCCUAAUUUUACGUCAGGGAAACUAAAAUGUUUUAAUUAAAACCAACCUCUAGCCCUUAUUUUCACUAUUUUCCUCCAGUUUAUGAAACAAUCUUUAAUGUAAGUAUUUAAGAUUCUAUUUACACGCCUCAUAAUGAGAUAAACGACCUCUAAUGUGGUUUUUUUUUCCUACAAAUUAUGAUUAAAAACCAGGAUUAAUGCUCAUAUUGAUGCAGCCUGAACUCAUUUACCGUAUGAUUCCAUCGUUCUGUCAGAAAAGUAGAAAAUCUGUUUAAAAAAAAAA